Necator americanus (New World hookworm) is the source of this 2637-nucleotide messenger RNA. RefSeq lists its product as uncharacterized. NCBI's taxonomy places the organism in Eukaryota, Metazoa, Nematoda, Chromadorea, Rhabditida, Ancylostomatidae. Gene Ontology annotation, molecular function: RNA binding; protein binding. The transcript is spliced from 21 exons. Gene Ontology annotation, cellular component: nucleolus. Bases 1 to 2637 code for a protein of 878 amino acids. Gene Ontology annotation, biological process: ribosomal small subunit biogenesis. The record is from RefSeq and is a predicted model, not a curated record.
AUGUCAGUUGUUAGAUCGGAGCACAACGGAGCUGUUGUUUCCUCAAGGAAGCAAGAUAGAAAACGCGCCAAGCGUCUCAAAAAGUUGCAGAAUGUGGCCAUCGCUAAACAUCAGCCGAUAGAAAAAGUAAUGCUGGAAGCCCUUAGUAGCAAGAAGAAAUCAAAGAAGAAGAAGAGGGCUCGACUAAAUGAUUCAAGUGAUGAAUUGGGAAAUAAAAGACUGUUGACUUCUCCCGAAGACGAGUCAUUGUCCAAACAUGGCAAAAAUAAACACCAGAUUGAAAACGACUCCGAAUCCGAUUCAGAUGAGAAUCUCACGUAUGAGCAAUAUCUCAAAGAAGUCAAGGAUAAAAGGCUGAAAUUGGUUAUGGAAAGGGAUGAUGCAGCACAGGACGACAUUGACAUUCAUCGUUAUUCAAAAUUGCUCGGUAUAAAGGGAGGGAACAAAUCUAGGAAAUUGAAGUCUUUCACCAAUGACGGAUUGGACUAUUUGCUCGAUUUUUGCGAAAGUGAUGACCGCAAGGGAAUAUUGGCUUCAACAACUGAUCAGGAAAUGGCUUUGAAAGGAGGAGACUUAAUGGAUGAAGAUGAAGAAGACCUUAUUAGUGAUGGCGAUCCAGAAUUUAAUCUUGAAGAAAACGUCGCCUACAUGGAGUGUGAUGAAGAGGCGGAAAUAGAUGAUGAAGAAGAGGCCAAUGGUGAGGGCGAGAAUGAGACUGGAGAUAGCAGCGACGACGACAUUCGAGAAGAUAUUUACGGUCGGACUAUAGAUAGGAAAACUGGUAAAAUUGUUGGGGCUGAUCCUAAGGCCGCUCUUAAGAAACUGAAAGAUCUCGGAGGCGAAGAAAACGAAAGUGAAUCGAAAAUGCAAAUCGAUCGUGCGCUAAUGGGAACUAUCAACAGACUAUCAGAAGGUACUCUGAUUAGGAGUCAGCAAGUUGUCUCAGAGUUUUGGCAGAAUCAUUCAAAAAACGACGUGAAGUCGUGCUUAACACAGAUCAUGCUUCGGUUAAUCCGAUCUCCUUAUCGUCUGCAAGAUCAGCUGCUCUCUCUGUAUGCCCUCUUCACUGCUCACAUACAUGCUUUCAUUAGCGAUGAAAUAUCGGCAUUUUUUGUCGAAUCGUUUUUACGUGAAUUCGUGGAGCAAAUUUCACAACCUCAGAAUGCUGAUGACAAGAAACUCGAGAAUAGUGUGAUAUUUAUGGCUCAUCUACUCAAUUUUCAUGUCUUAAAGAUGCCGGUGAUUGUGGAAGUGCUUCAGAAGUUGCGGGAAAAACUCAGCGUUGACAAUCUUCAACUGAUCGUUAUUCUUGCUAGUUAUUCUUACAAAGCACUCCGCCGUCACUAUUGGUCAGCGUUUUCGGAAGAAUUGUCAGCCAUUUCAAAAACGUUUGAAUCAGCUGUGUUUGCUGGCCUGCCAAGAGCUAAGUUUCUUGGAGAGAACUUGUUGGCCCUACAGAAGGCUGCGCCAACCAAUAUAGACUCGUCGAUAACGGAACAUCAUUUGAAGCUUUUUCAUGGACUGCGUAAAAAAAAUAAAGUAGUGUGUGAUCAGGAAUUGGCGGGCUCAUCCACUAGCGGAGCACACCAAACAACUGCCCAUUCAUUUCCUGAAGAAAUAGUCCAAUUGGCUCGGCGAGCAAAAAUGAACACUGAAAUACGUAGAAAUGUGUUUUGUACAAUAGCGACUUCGAAUGACGACGACAGUGCGUUUGAGCGUCUCUUGCGACUUUCGCUCAAGGGACAACAAGAAAGAGAGAUCAUUUAUGUGCUAAUAAUGAUGAGCCUCAGAGAAAAGGCUUUCAACCCCUUUUAUCCUACCUUAAUUGCUCGGUUCUGCGAAUUCGACAAAAGAUUCGUUCUGACGACACAGUAUGCGCUUUGGGAUCGAAUUCGUGGUACUGAUGCAUUGAAACUUCGUGCUCGAUGUAGACUCGCGGAUCUCAUUCACCACCUUAUUUCUCAUGAAACGCUAUCUAUUACUGUGCUCAAGGUUGUGGAGUGGGGCACAUUGUCUGGAGCGGUCUCUUCUGUGAUUCGUCGCAUCUUCAAGCAACUAUCGAGCUGUCCCUUCCGGAAACUCUAUAGAAUCUUCAAUCCUCUAUUCGUUAAAGAUAAGAAUCCAUUGUUAACAGAAGGCAUGGAAGACUUCGCCAUAUAUAACAUCCCUUAUAUGGAUAUUGACUGGCAUUCCAUACAACCGACUUUUUUCCAUGAAGGGAACUCAAGCAAUAAACAGUGGGUAAACGAAAUUGAGACGUCCACGAUGGGUUUGUGCGAAAAUGUGAACUACGAAAACACGAGGCCCGUUUCCGCAUAUGCAAUGUUCUUUAAAGAGCGACAAAUCAUGGUUAAGAAAUCAUUCCCGCAGGCAACAUUUGGUGACAUUUCAAGGAUCGUCGCAGCAGAAUGGGAUUCUCUCGAGAGAAAUGAGAAGUCGGCAUACAAACGGCGAGCAGACCAACUGCGUAAAAUGCACAUUAAAAUGGCUGUCAAAGAAAAAGUGCAACGAAUUUGCAGCAGCAGCGGCAGCAGCGUGGAGAAGGAAGACGAUAAAGGACUGAUCGAAGAGAAUAAGAAAAAAAGAAUGACGAAGCCAUUGACAAUGCGCCUAAAUUCGAACAACGAAUCCAUGUAA